Gymnodraco acuticeps is the source of this 1917-nucleotide messenger RNA. RefSeq lists its product as uncharacterized. NCBI's taxonomy places the organism in Eukaryota, Metazoa, Chordata, Actinopteri, Perciformes, Bathydraconidae. The record is from RefSeq and is a predicted model, not a curated record. The transcript has 4 exons. Bases 629 to 1837 code for a protein of 402 amino acids.
CCCCCUUUCCACCCCUCCCAGUGGCCCAUGCCCUUCUCCUAUAACCCCUUUGCUGGCUUCCCAGGAAUGGGCUAUGGUAUGGGGAUGCCCCCGUUCCCUCCUCCCAAUCCCUAUAUGGAGGUUCCAGCAUACAUCAUGCCCCGCCCUGACAUGCAACCGGUCGACUACAGACGUUUCAUCCACCCCCAGACCCAGGCUCCUAGCGUAGCGUAUCAGAACACAUACCAGCCCUGUAGAGUCCACCCACAUCAUACCGACCCAGUUAGAGAAACCGUGAACUCUGCGGUCCAAACAGAACCCCAACAGAGAGGAAGAGGUUUCAGUGAGGAAAGCCCACUCAACAGUGCAGAUUCGGGUAGUGGAACCGCAAUAAACUCUCCUUCGUCCUCGAGCUCAAGCUCCCAAAAACAAAACACUGCUGAAGUUGAGAAGGACGCGUUACACAAGCAGUAAUGAAAAAGACCUCCCGGUUAAAGAGACCAGUAUCAAACAUGGCUUUAACGUCCUCCGACCUACAGGAACGACAGCCAUCCAGUCAUGUAUCCGAGAAACCCUGGACACUGAGAAGAGCCGAAAAGAUAGUGUGGGUCAGGAGAAUGUUGCCCCAUGCAGGAACGCUCACUGUAACAUGUGGUCUGUUGGCUCUCAAGAUGGUAUGGUUCCUGUGUGUAGCUCCCCCCAACAAGAGGAGAAGGUUGUCAAAGAGAGGCGGAUCUCCGUUCCUGACAUCCUCAUGAGUUGGGGAGGUGGUACGCCUCAGGAAAAGAUGAUGGUAGAUAAGCUGCUUCAGAAUGACCUCCAAACUGAAGUAGAGCAGGAUAAGUCUGUUCACCAGAGUGGAGUCGAGACCAGAAUCAGUCCAGAGGUGGCUUAUCCUAAAGAUGAUGCUGAGGGUAACUUAAUCUCUGAGCGCAGUGAAGUCCUUUUCAAGAUCCUCAAACUGAGAGAAGCUGAAGAAGAACAACACGCAGAGUCCAGCAACAAUGAAGAGUAUUUGGGACUCGUUGGCUCCGUAAGGCGUUGUCUUCCAUUCGCAGAUGAACUCCUACAAUCCUCAUCCCAUAAGCUCCCUGACAAUGAGCAAGACUAUAGCAUCGAGACAAAUCUGCUUGAAGACACGGCACAAAUCAUUCCCUCUAUAAAUAAUAGCUCCUACCUGAAGAGAACCUGGAACGAGUCCAUUUGGUCCGUGGAGUCUCUGGCCCCCUUCAUCCCCACCAAGGAGUGGUUACAGCGUGACGACCUGUUGGCAGCCGAUGUGAUCGUGGAGCUAGCCGAGAACGACAACCCCAUUGUCAAAUCUUCCCCCACUAAAGAGGACAAAAAUAGGUCUUCUGAACCUGAGGCUAAUCGAAGCCCAAACCAGGACAUGUUAAAUGAGCAGCUGCAGGAGAAAAGAACCAGCCCUCCUCAGCAGGAAGAGAGUCUGAACUUGAACUAUAUUGGGAAGACGUGCGCAAGAAAGCUGAAUCUACAAAAUGGAGCGGGCAUCGAGGUGGAAGAUGGAGCACUUGGGAACGAAGAAGUUAGUCUGCUUGGAAAAGAGCAGCUGGGCCUCCCGAUGGCUGAUCAGAAGACGGCAGAAGUGUCUCCAUCGAAGGUGGACUUUGGAGUCCAGUGUAAUGAGUUCCAGGAACACAAGUGUGCCUGUGAGGAGAGGAGAUGCAGCAUGGGACCAAACGGGAAUCAGCCUUUUACAUAUUCUGAAACUAAGAAUGGGAACUAUAGACAAGGAGAAGGACCAAUCAUGAGGGGACAAACCCAGAAGAACCAGAGGAAACAAGGCUACAGGAAGCCCAGGGGUCAAGGUGGAAAUGGACGUAAUCCACCGUACUGAGCACUGCAGCCUCUUCAAGAACUCUUAUUUUUAAACAAAUGCAAUAUUAAAAUGUAUUUUUAAUUAAAAAUGUAAUGUCA